Messenger RNA from Lolium perenne, 753 nucleotides. RefSeq lists its product as uncharacterized. Lineage: Eukaryota; Viridiplantae; Streptophyta; Magnoliopsida; Poales; Poaceae. The record is from RefSeq and is a predicted model, not a curated record.
AUCUAGGGUCCGUUUUGUCUUCCCUUCUUUCUUAUUUAUAUGUCUCCCCCGCCGCCGGCAGUAACUCAAUUGCCUUCGAUCGCGCACAGCCUCCACCCUGCUCCGCCGCCGCCGCCUCCGCUUUGCAACCGCUACCGUCCGCCAUGGACCCGGCCAAGUUGGACGAGCUCCGGGAGAAGGAAAGGAAGGCGGAACUUAUGGCGCAGUUGAAGCAGCUCAAGGCGGAGCUGAAGGAACUCAGGGAGGGGCGGUCUCUCCCCGGGGCCAACGCUGCCCCCACCGAGCAGAUGGAGAAGUUUUGGGAGAUAACGAAGGAGCAGAAGGCGGCGCUGCGGGAGGCGUACAAACCACGCAGCCUACCACUCAUCCUCCGUCCCAACUCCCAACAACAAGACCCGCGCUGCACCGCUGCAUCACCAACAGAUACCACUGGUUUUGGAUCAUACAAAUGGGAUGGACGUAUCUUCUCUGAAGAUGGAGAAGCUUUCUCUGAAGAUGGAGAUGUUGGAUCCAGCAGGAUCAACUAGCUCUAGUUUGAGCCACAAAAGAAUAAGAUCAGAAAUACCUUGGUCUGAAGAUGAUGCCAUGCCUCCUCUUGUUUAAUUGCUCACACCAGGAUGGAGCAAUUUGUGCUAGGUUCUUCCUAGUGCUUUAGUGCUAGCCUGAUCGGUGGCUUGUUCUUGAGAGAGAGUGUGUAAGAGAGAAGGCAGAGAGCAGCAGCCGUCUUCCACCUCUCCUCUUCUAGGUCAUUUG